AUGACGCUCCUCCAACAUAUCCGCAUCCCCUCGACCGCGCCCCGGUUCCCGACCUACGCUCUUGCCGUUGAGCUGCAAACGCAUCUGCAAAGGCGGCUGCUCGAGCACAAGGCCGCCGCCGCCGCCUCAGCUUCCUCCUCAUCGACGACGACGACGACUUCGGUAGCGCCACCGCCGUCUCUCAUUUCGUUCACACCACCACCGACGUAUACGCUCGGCCGGCGACAAUCAGGGCCUCUAGCCCCAGCCGAGGAACAGCGCCUCCGCGCCCCUCUCCGCGUCGGGCCACACUCACAGUAUGCCCCCGAGGUGGUGAGCGCGCCGCGCGGCGGCCUCGCGACAUACCACGGCCCGGGACAGCUCGUCUUUUGGCCCGUCAUUGACCUGCACUCGCCGCACCACCGCCACUUUACCGUGCGCGACUAUGCGUGUCUGUUGGAAAAGACGACGAUUGCCGCGCUGGCGCGCGUGACGCGGCGGUCAGGUAGCGAGCUCAAGGGCUUCACGACGGAUAACCCAGGCGUCUGGGUCCGCCACAGCGCGUCGGGCUUGCUCCGCGAUACCGCUGCCGGUGCUGCUCCUCCCACCAGCAACAGUCCAUCGGCAAUAACAACCGCUGAGGAGCGCAAAAUCGCCGCUCUGGGCGUCCACCUCCGACGCCACGUGACGGGUCUCGGCGUCGCCGUCAACAUCAACAUGCCCGUCCGCGGGCCCGAGGCGUCGAAUCCGUGGUCGCGCAUCGUGGCGUGCGGGCUUGAGGACAAGGGCGUGACCAACCUGGUGGCUGAGCUCUACGGGGCCGAUCACGGCGGCGAGGAGCACUCGUACUCGGCCACUGGCCAAGAGCUGCAGGACGAGCUGCGGCAGGCGUGGGCCGAUGAGUUUACCGAGAGGCUCCUUGUCAAGACGGAUAGUCUUCGUGACUACCAAGAUGAGACGCUAGCCGCAAUGAUUACGUCUUUCGAAAAUCGUGCUCAAGGCUUAGAGUCUGGGAAUGGGUUCAACUCGGGGCUUGAAAACUAG
Pestalotiopsis fici W106-1 is the source of this 1023-nucleotide messenger RNA. RefSeq lists its product as uncharacterized. Gene Ontology annotation, biological process: protein lipoylation. Gene Ontology annotation, cellular component: mitochondrion. The coding region runs from base 1 to 1023 and encodes 340 amino acids. The record is from RefSeq and is a predicted model, not a curated record. Lineage: Eukaryota; Fungi; Ascomycota; Sordariomycetes; Amphisphaeriales; Sporocadaceae. The transcript has a single exon.